Molecule: messenger RNA, 2382 nt
Organism: Theobroma umbraticum
Lineage: Eukaryota; Viridiplantae; Streptophyta; Magnoliopsida; Malvales; Malvaceae
Product: TPX2 (targeting protein for Xklp2) protein family
Source: RefSeq, a predicted model, not a curated record
GGAAAAACAUAGAAAAGAAGACCGUCAUAAAGUGACGUUAAAGAAAAAGAAAAACAAAACCAAGCUUUAAAAGCAUACAAGAAAACGCCCCACACUAGAGGAGCUUUCUUGCACAUCUCAGAGUUGCACCCACUGUUUAGGAUGGACAUUGAAAUGGACCCAUGACCCUGAGCCUAGCUAGAGACAGAGCCUUUGUUUCAAAUAACGGUUAGAAGGAGGAGCCUGCUAUGGUGGGUUUCUUUUUUUCUCUUGCGGAGUGAGAGGAAGCUGAAGGUGUGAAGCACAAGAGUGAACUAGAAGAGCAAGAGAAGAGAACAAGAAACUAAAAACACAAAAAGAAACUUUAGGGUUGUUGUGGGAAAUGGGUGAAUCCGCUUGUCUUGUAAGACCGUUUUCUAAUCCUGCAGAUAUUUCUCUUGAAGCUAAAGAGGGUGAUCCGAUUCGUGCUCUCACCGAAUCAGUAUCUUUCGGUAGAUUUAUGUCAGAAUCGCUGGCGUGGGAGAAAUGGUCAACCUUCUCUCACAAUCGUUACUUGGAAGAAGUCGAAAAGUUUUCAAAGCCAGGUUCUGUUGCCCAGAAGAAAGCUUUUUUUGAAGCUCAUUACAAGAGAAGAGCUGCAAUGAGAGCAGCUGCCUUGCUGGAGCAAGCAAAUACUGUUUCCAAUGGUGUCUCUCAAACGGGAACUAUCAAUGCAGCUUCGAUGGACUCUUCCUUAAAUACAGAUUCAGCCAAUGCAAACGCCUCUGUGGCUAUGGAUGAACAACAGGAGAAAGAUGUUUCUGAUGCUGAGGUAGCUAAUACUGCUGAUGUAGAUGCAGGCAAUCUUAAUGUUGGAAGAGGUAAUAUGGAUGUUGCUAACUGGGACAGAGGUCAGGCAGUAAUGGACCAAGAUGUGAAUGUGGAGAACAACACCCAUGUUGGAAAUUCAAAUGCUCUUGAAAAUGUUGACAAUACCCAUGUUGACCAUGGCAUGAUAAUGGUCACCCCAGACAAGAAGAUGUUCCUUAAGGAACGUACUGAUCAGAAGAACUCAACUUCAUCAAGCAAGAAAAGGCGAACAAAUUCUUUGUCGAAGUCAUCAACUCCCUGCAGAGCCUCCAAACUUCCAUUACAUCCUUCCAAACGAGUGGCUUCAGCACAAGCCAGGAGUGAUACUGGUGUUGAUAAAUCCACCGGAAACUCAAUUGACAAGAAGAAAACAAUUCCAAACUCGCUCCACAUAUCAAUCAAUUUUGCUUCUGGUGCCAGUAAAACUAGUAAAACAUCACUCAGAAUGCCGAAAGAUAGUUCAACUCCUCUACAAACCCCAACCAGGGCAUUAAGGAAAGCUGCUGAUCAAGAGAAUUUAGCUCCAUCAAUUGAAAAAUCAAAUUCCGCAUCAAAGUUAUCCAAUCAUGGUGGAGUAUCCAAACAAGCAACUUCAAGAAUUGGGUAUAACCAUGCUCUUAUUAGUAGGAAGUCUGCAGUAAACUCAGAUGAGCAAAAGAGAGUAGUUCAAAAAUCCCUUCACAUGUCUAUGAAUUUCACUCCUCAUGCUAGUGAAACCAAUAAAACAUCACUCAAGAUACCAAGGGACAAUUCGACUCCACAACAAACUCCAACCAGGGCAUCUGUUAAUGGGUGUUCAAGGAAUCCUUCAAAAGAUCUUCAGUCACAAGAUAAAAGGACUAGAGCAGUACUCAAUAAGUCAGUUUCAGGAGGGGUAACAGGAGAUGGGAGAUGGCCCUCCCUCUCCAACUGUUCCAAAUCUUCAAGUGCAAGUGGAACUAGUACGCGAUCAACUAUCAGUUCCUCUCCAUUUACUUUCAGGAGCGAAGAAAGGGCAGCAAAACGGAAAGAGUUCUUUGAGAAGCUAGAAGAUAAAAUGAAUUCAAAGGAGGCAGAAAAAUCACAAAUGCAAACACGAUCAAAGAUUGUUUCGAGUUGGUCUCAAUCACCAAAAUUUGGAAGAAAGCCAUCUCCCAGUACAGCGCAGGAGACAAACUCCAGACCUCCAAGGAGGCCUUCCAUCAAUACUAAAAGCUCUAAGCGUGUAUUAAUGAAUAAUAACAGGAUAGCUUGUUCCGUGACCUCAUUGCCAAAGAACAGACAUGAAAAUGCUUCCCCAAAUAUCCAGCAUUCAGUAGGCAAAGAGAGUAUUUCAUACAGGCGUGACCGUGGAGGAUCUAUUGCUGGUGGAUGCAGCCACUGACCUUUUCUUAAUUGAUUUAGUAAUGACAUUAUAGAAAUUGAAAAAUACUGUUAUAAUGGAAGAUAGUACUAAGUGCCUGUCUGUAUACAUGUUUUGUGGCUUUGGAUGUAUCUGGGUUUAUGUUAGUUCUCUGUGCCAAAUUUGUAUGAAAUGAAACGAAUGAACAUGAUGAACCUUGUGAAUUGUUAUCA